This is a messenger RNA of Neopelma chrysocephalum (saffron-crested tyrant-manakin), 2131 nucleotides long. It is a transcript of the gene APELA, whose product is annotated as apelin receptor early endogenous ligand. Gene Ontology annotation, molecular function: apelin receptor binding. NCBI's taxonomy places the organism in Eukaryota, Metazoa, Chordata, Aves, Passeriformes, Pipridae. Gene Ontology annotation, biological process: heart development; apelin receptor signaling pathway. The coding region runs from base 396 to 560 and encodes 54 amino acids. The transcript is spliced from 3 exons. The record is from RefSeq and is a predicted model, not a curated record.
GAAUUUGAAGUGAAGCGGCCGCAUUGUUCGAGAGGCUCCUUGCCCUUACGCUUUGACAGGAGCUGCUGUUUACACGGGCUUUUCAUUCCUGCGCUGUUUGCUUAUGGAAAAUAAGGGGGAGUGACAGAAAAAAAAAAAAGAGAGAAGGGAGAGGAGAAGAGAAGAGAGAGGCCCAGAUCGCAGUGCAAUCCAGGAACCUUGCCCCUGCCUGAUAAUUAACUCUGCUAGUGAAGGCGGCUGGCUCUGGCUCCCCGGCUUGUCACUGGCAUGUGAGCGGGCAGGGGCUCCUGCCGCGCUGCCGGCCCCCUUCCAGCCCCGCGAGCGGCUGUUCCUACAUUUCCUCGCCUAUAUACACAUACGCACACCCUCAGCUCGCCUCUGCGCUGACUGCAGACAUGAGACUCCAACUACUCCUUUGGACCGUGUUUUUGCUCCUGGCGAGCCUCCUCCCAGCCUCCGGACAGCGGCCAGCCAACCUGGCCCUGCGCAGGAAGCUCCACCGGCACGGCUGCUCCCACCGGCGCUGCAUGCCGCUCCACUCUAGGGUGCCCUUCCCCUGAACCCCCGCCACAGCCUGCCCAGCAAUUUCAUAAUGGACUUUUCAGUGUUUUAAAGGAGCAACAGUUAAACAGAUAGAGAAUUUAAAUUAGUCAUAAGUCCAGAUCGACAACAGCUGACCUGGCAGCCCCCACAGUUCCAUCUUCAGCAAUCCUGUCUGUCACAUUCUGCCGGACCUGGAAGGGGUGGGGGAAGGGUGGUGAUGGAGGAUGUACAUGAAACUUACCGGGUUGAAUCAUUCGAUGUAAAUUCCUUGACUCUCCUAAUGACUAGUGAAAGUUAAAGACCAAGUCAAACUCAAACCUGAGCUGGGGUUCCAGUGGCAUUAAGAAGGAAGGAUCCAUCCAAGGGGACUCAUAAUGGUAUGUAAUGUUCAGACUGAAUGAAACUGGAUGUGCUGUUAACUACUCAAUUCAGCCUGUAUAUAGGGCAGUAUUUAGAGUGAAAUCAUGUCAGACUCCAGCACAGAACUGUGUCCACUUUUGGUUUAUACUUUUAUAUAUUAAUAAUAUAUACAUAUGUGUUUUAACGCCUAACAUUACAUCUUUAUGGAAUUACCUUAAUAAUAACAUAGAAUGUGUUACUGUAAUAGUACCAAAGUCAGCAGGUCCUACUGGCUUCACAUAGAGUAAGCAUAGUGAGAGUUUACAAUAUAAGAAAGCAAAGAGACUAUUAUUCCUCAUUCUGUACAUAGAGAAUUGAAGCACACAAAGAUAAGAGACUAGCCAAGGGUCAUGCAAAACUGAUAACUCAGAUCUCCUAAGUCAGGCCUUAAGGUCAAGCCCAUCCUCCUGUCUAAUGAGCUGUUACUGCAAAGCCUAUCAUUUGUUCUCUUAAACUGGGCUGCCAAACCAGACAGUUAAAACCGUACUACAGAGCUGUUUGCUUAGUAGUUUUCCUAAAAUACCCACUGCAGUAUUAUAAAUAGAGAAUAAAAAUAGACCAUUGAAAAGAAACCUUUGUUUGAUCAAGUGUUGUGUAGUACUCUAUUCCUGUAAUUUAAAUGAAUGGGAUAUUUGAACAUGGCACUACAAUGAAUGAGAAUUUCAGACACAAAACAGGCUGUUCUUUUCAGCACUGUAGGUCAACAAGACAUUUAACUUUUGAGUUUUGUUCUUAAAAAUACAUGUUUCACAUCUCCUUUUUAUAUCAGCAGAAAUUACAUACCUAUAUAUAAAAGAAAAUGUAGUAGCCCUUUCAUUAGCACAACUAAAACAAACCUUAAAAUACAACAUAUAUCCAGAUUUUUAAGUCAUUGCACUAGACUUGAAAUGUCAUUAUUUUUUUUUAAAAUGUAUAAAGAUGAGCAAAGAUCAAUACUGUCAUGGUUUAAAUCCAGUAUUAAAAUUUUCUUCUUGCAACACAUAAUUUCUAAUAAAUGAAAGAACAGCAAUCAAGAAAAUUGGAUAGUUGAAACUUCAUAAUCAGUGUCUAUAUGUAAUCCCUUAUCUCUAAGAACUUGAAAACGUAAUUGAAUUCAUACUCCCAGAACUUAAUAGGAGUUUCAAAUUUCUCUGCAUACAGAAAAAACCAAAAACAUUAACAUCACACCCUAUUCAGGAGUUGUGGAAAA